This is a messenger RNA of Arachis stenosperma, 1434 nucleotides long. RefSeq lists its product as uncharacterized. Gene Ontology annotation, molecular function: flavin adenine dinucleotide binding; oxidoreductase activity. The transcript is spliced from 6 exons. NCBI's taxonomy places the organism in Eukaryota, Viridiplantae, Streptophyta, Magnoliopsida, Fabales, Fabaceae. The coding region runs from base 621 to 1232 and encodes 203 amino acids. The record is from RefSeq and is a predicted model, not a curated record.
UAAAACUAGUAGCUCAAAUGGAUUUGUAUUGAUUUUUUUUUCCUUUCAAAUUUUGUAUAGGAUGAAUUACAUACACUCACCUUCAUCCUCGUAAAAUCCUCUCACUCUCGCCAUUCAAAGUCGUCACCUCCCACUCACGGCUCACCUGCACGUAUCCACAUUGACCGUCAUCACUCCUCUUCGCCAUCGCUUGCACUGAUUGAAGCUGUGCCGCCCUCACCAUCAUCGCUGUGCAGCCCUCACCAUCGUUGCUGCGCCGCUCUCACCAUCGUCAUCUCCGUGCUUCUCAUCAUCGUCUUCGCUGUGCUCACAUCAUUGAAUAGUUUGAACGGUUUCUUGGUUAGCCAGAAACAGAACUGGUGUGAAAAAUGUAAAGAAUGAAAGAAGACAAGGAGUAGAGAAGUAGAAGACGAAGAAGAAAUGUGAGCUGAAUGAGCUAUAACAUUUGCACUCAUUGACUCCAUUGACGCCACCGCAGCAAGUAAUCCGUUGUAGCAGUUGAAUCAAAGUAUUUUCUGGAAAGUUUUCUCUGCUUUCAUCAUAAUUCAUAGCUGUGGGUUUAGUGUUGGUCUUUGAUUGUUGGAGCAUUUUGAGGACUUGCUCAUUGAAGAAGCAAAUUGAUGCUGAAGCUCAUGCUGUUCAUGUUUGACUUGCAGAGCUUAGUUUGGUUGCUUCCUUCAAAAGGAAAGGGAGAUUUAAUAACAUGUUCUAAGCAAAAGAAUUCAGAGUUAUUUCACGCGGUUCUUGGAGGCUUAGGACAAUUUGGAGUUAUAACAAGAGCAAGAAUUUCUCUUCACCCAGCACCCACAAAGGAUGAAUUCCAAAACCGCCAAGCUGCUGGUGAAACAGAUGAGGAAGCUUUUGAGUCUUUAUUUGGAAAAGAACAACCAGGUCGGGUUAGGUGCUAUGGAAGAUCUGUUACACGAAGUGACUUAAAAAAGUAUGCAGAAAUUUCUGAACUCAAGCAACAACACCAAGAGGAAGUCACAUCUUUGAAGGCUGAACUUGGAGACAUGAAAGCCAAACAGCAGCACCAAGAGGCUGACCUUCAUGGAUUGCGAAACAUGAUUAAGUUACUAGUUCAGCGAUCUGAACCUGGAAUGAGGCCGGAAGAAAUUGAAGCUUUGUUACAAGAUGCCCAACACUCUCCAAUUGAUGCAAAUAGCGCUCAUGGAUCAACACAUAUUCCAAACAUAAAUAUGGAUAAUUCUGAAGAUGCGAGUGAAGAUUGAGAUGCUGAUCAUGAUGGUUUAGUGACAAAGAUGGAAAUUGAAAGAUGUAUGGUUGAUGAUGAUAUCUUUUAUCAGAAGCUAAGAUACAUUUAUAUGAUAUAAUGUUUUGGUUUUUCCUAGUUUAUUAGCAGUAAACUCUAAGUGUAUUAUAUGAGUAUACUUAUUCUAGUUUGAGAUGUAUGAAUACUCAAAAUUAUGAUCA